AGAAAACAUCUUAAUGCAACAAUUUUUAAAUCAAUUUAAAGAAAUAAUCAAUCCAAAUGAUAUUAUACUUAAGGAUGAAAACACUGCGAUUGGAUAAAUUUACCUAUAUAAUUAAUUUUCUGAGGAAUAUUCAGAUUUAAUAGAAAAAUUUACUACAACUUAAAGCAUAUGUGGAUACACUUCAGUUGCAAAUGCCAUUGCUUUAAAAUAAAUAGGCCCUUAAGUAGGAUAUGUCUAAGCUAUUCAGCACUUAAGAAAAAACUCAUAAUUAAGAAGAAAAUAUAUACAGGAUGCAAUGAUAUAUAUUUAAAAUAAUAGAAAAAAAUAUAUUUAAGAGAGCUAAUGGUUAAAUUCGAACUCUAAAGAUGCUAAUAAUUACAUGAAAGAUUGGGUUGCUAAUUUUGAAAUAAGUGAUUAUUUAAGAUCAAAGAAAUUUGAAAAUAUUUAUUUUAUUAGAAAUGUAGCUUUUGAUCAUCCAGAGUUAAUGAAUGAGAUUAAAUAUGAAGAGAAAGAUAGAGUCUAAGAAGAAUUGCCUUUUAAAGGUGAUUCAAUAUUUAUUGAUUAUGGAUUUACUUCAUAAUUUAUCAAAAGGAAAGACUUUGAAUAUUCCUCCCAACAUAUAUAUGUUAUUGACAUUUUGGGUCAUUUUAUUUGCAGUAUAGUUUUAGAAAAUUAAGGAAAAAAAUUAAUAUUAUUGUUAGAGACAAUGGAAAAUAAUAGAAUCAAAAAUCCAACUAUUUAAUAGUUUUAUAAGAUUUGAU
Messenger RNA from Paramecium sonneborni, 761 nucleotides. NCBI's taxonomy places the organism in Eukaryota, Ciliophora, Oligohymenophorea, Peniculida, Parameciidae. The record is from the annotation of a GenBank genome assembly.